GGCAGGUAGCGGUGCUCCUCUCACCUAUAAACCAUCACAAGGAUUCAUCUUGGAUCUGCUAGCCGCCAGGGACGACUGCGUACCCCCGCUCGUCCCCUCUACGGAGGUUGACGGGCGUGGCCAUUUUUGACCAUAAGACACCAUGUCGUUGUAUUCGUCGCCGCCGCCCCUGCACAAUGCCGACGACGACAAGCCCACGCUCCUCGUCUGCUGGUGGAUCACUCUCUUCUGUGCCACCAUCAUCCUCUUACGCGUUGCUGGUCGUUUUAUCCGGUCCGAGAAGCUUUUUCGGGAGGAUAGAACGGUCACUUAUGCUGUCAUUCCUCUUUUCAUUCGCAUGGGGCUUGUCCACCUCGUGUUGCUCUGGGGUACUAACAACGCCGAGUUUACCUGGCCAUUGACCGAAACAGAGAAAAGACACAAGUCUAUCGCGAGUGGGCUUGUCAUAGCCAGUCGCAUAUUGUAUACGGCAACGCUCUGGAUUCUCAAGCUUGCCAUCCUCGAUUUCUUUAAACGCACCUCGGCCACAUUUUGGAGACGGUCCCAUGAUAUCGCACUGAAUAUCAUGCGUGGUUUAUUAGCGUUGACGUUCAUAGCUAUCCUUGCUGCAAUUCUGACUGAAUGCCGGCCUUUCAAUCACUACUAUCAGGUUCUACCUGAUCCCGGUGGUCAAUGCCGUCAAGGCUACGUCCAGCUCAUUACUAUGGCCACCUCUAACAUCAUGACCGACCUUUUCUUAGUCAUCUUGCCCGUGCCCAUCAUCUUGACCAGCUCUAUGGGUCCAAAAAAGAAGUUUCAACUCACCUUGUUAUUUACACUGAGUUUAGGUCCGGUUGCCACCACUAUCUAUCGAGUCAUCUACGUUUUCCGUACCCAUGGCAGCCAACAAACGCGGUCCCUUGUUGCUUCUGUUGAAUUACUUUUUGCAACCACAGCGGCGAACGCAUUGGUGCUUGGCUCGUUUGUCCGUGAUAGAGGCACCAAGAAGAUCAAAUACAGAGCCGAUUCUGUUGCUGGUGAUUCACUGGAACGAACACCCUCGAGGCGUCCCACGAUCCACAGGCAUUGGGGCAGUGAUGAAGACUUGGUCCGAGACGUAGGGUUGGGUGUGACCUCGAGGUACCGUGAUGAAGAGGAACCGAUUUCAAGGUUAGGGCCUGCACCGAUGGCUAGUAUGAAUGAUUGGCAAUUCGUCCAACCAGAGACAAUGAGUGGGCGAAGAGAAAACGCUAUUCAACAACAAGAUCAAAUGACGUCAUCUGGCCAGAGCAACUCAACUAAUACUCCAAGACGGGUCUCGUUUCUGGAUGUAGGAGGUUUAUUAGACUCAGAGACGAGCGACACGACUCUACGGAGCACUCGCAACAGUUUCAAUUCCAGUCAGGAUCCACUUUCGCCGUACCGUACAACUCCAUCACCGACUAUGAUAGCGAGUGGUUCUGGUUUUCGACGAGGCUCGCAAACCCUUUUGCAGGACUUGGGUGGUCUCUUCCACCCGUUUCAGCCGAGACGUACCAGGACACCUAGUGGAGGCGAGCUACAGCCUAUUCCACAACACCCCCACGAGCCGGCUUAUGAAAUGGACGAAUAUCGUGGUGGUCCGAUUCUAGUCGACGCUGGUGGCUUACUCAGAUAACACGAAAAUUUCAUCCUCCCCUGCCGCUUGGCUGAUUUAUUUACUACCUUACGACACUACUUCUAUAAUUUUGUCACUGCCGCCAUCGGACCUCGACAACUGGUCUCUGGUCUCAUGAGAUUACGAAUUUUAUGGCGAAAUCUACUGUGAAUUGUAACACAAGUUUCAUACAUCUUAUCUUCAUUGUGGGCCAAAAAACUUAGCUCGGGUAUCGGG
Messenger RNA from Xylaria bambusicola, 1852 nucleotides. RefSeq names its product GPCR protein, PTH11-type. Lineage: Eukaryota; Fungi; Ascomycota; Sordariomycetes; Xylariales; Xylariaceae. The transcript is spliced from 2 exons. The record is from RefSeq and is a predicted model, not a curated record. The coding region runs from base 143 to 1636 and encodes 497 amino acids.